UUUUGUAACCCCCUAUAUGUGCAUUUCCGGUUUGCGUCGCGUAGCUCGCAUGGACGCAGAAAUAAGAUAAACAACCUUUUGAAAUGCUGCCCUUUUGCACAUCCAAGACUUCAAGAAACUUACAAAAGACACAAUGCGAUCAUACAGCCAGGAUUUAAGUAAAGGACUCGAAAAUGUUCCGGUUUUGAUUGAGAACAGUGUUCCGCAGGAAGCUUUUGCUAACUUCCAGUAUGUACCAGAGAAUGUACAAGGACCAGGCUGCGACCUUGACCCGAGUGCGAUCACGCUUCCAGGCUGCUCUUGUCGUGCCCAGUCAUGCCUGCCCGACUCCUGUUCCUGUUUGAGGUUUGGCCAGACGUACGAUAGAGCAGGACUUUUAAAUCGACUUCGAGAAGAGGACGGCUACAGCAGACCUGUAUUCGAGUGCAACGUCCUGUGUGCCUGCGGCGAUUCAUGUCAGAACCGUGUUGUUCAAAAGGGCAUCGAAGUUCACCUGGGUGUCUUCAGCACCAAAGACAGGGGCUUGGGUGUGGAAACUCUAGAGCGCCUCCCGCGUGGCCAUUUCGUAUGCGAGUACGCAGGGGAAAUAAUCGGCCCCCACGAGGCACGUCGCAGGCAGCUCUCACAGACUCCCAAACAUAUGAACUACAUUAUAGCUGUUCAGGAGCACAGCGGUGGAGACAGGGUCACCCAGACGUUUGUAGACCCAGUGACUGUUGGGAAUGUAGGCAGGUUCAUCAACCACUCCUGCCAGCCCAAUCUGGUCAUGGUGCCUGUACGUGUGCACUCAAUGUUACCCAGACUCGCUUUAUUUACGAACCGAGAGAUAGAGCAAUACGAAGAACUGACCUUUGACUAUUCAGGAGGGCUAAAUGGCAACACAAAAAUGUCCAAUGAGACUCAAAGUGAUGUCAAAGUGCUACAGAGAAAAGCAUGUCAUUGUAAAGCACCCAAUUGUUCAGGCUUUUUACCAUUAGAUAUUUCAGUUAUUCAUUAAAAGAAUCUUUAAACUG
Misgurnus anguillicaudatus (oriental weatherfish) is the source of this 1013-nucleotide messenger RNA. RefSeq names its product SET domain and mariner transposase fusion gene (gene setmar). Gene Ontology annotation, molecular function: zinc ion binding; histone methyltransferase activity; protein binding. Gene Ontology annotation, cellular component: nucleus. Lineage: Eukaryota; Metazoa; Chordata; Actinopteri; Cypriniformes; Cobitidae. The record is from RefSeq and is a predicted model, not a curated record.